CAGAUGCAUUCAAGUUGGUAAAAUUAUUACAAGUACAAUGGAGCACUUAGUUAGGUGCUUAGAUUUGCAGUGAAAAAGUACCACUAAUAACGUGAAUCUUCAUAAAAGAAAAAAAAGUACAAAAAGCAGAGCCAACAAUCGUGCGUUAUCAUGGAACUUUCCACAAAGCUUGUUUAAGUCAAGUACAAACUAGCGGAGCAGAGCAAAUGUGCCUCGACAAGGAUGUUACAAAACAAAAUGUCAUAUUAUUACAUUGCCAAAUCAGCACCAUUUGAACCCUUUAUCAGAUUCCUUCACUAUUCACAAGUCAUGGAUCUGAAGCCUCCCUCUGGUAUAAAUGAGUUGCGUUACCUCAGCAUUGAAAACCAAGACAAUAAGAGUUCUCCAAAGUUAAUUGUCUUCACAGUGAUUAUUGCAGUCAUUGUUAUCCAAAACAACACCACAGUGAUGGCAGGUAAUAGGCAAAAGAAGUCUUCUUCCAAUUUCUUCUCUAUUUUCAACGUCUUCUCAUCUAGGAAGUCCAGAGGAGGCUACUGUGAUGCUCCUGAUUCCAGCCGCAGGGUGUGGCCUAGUGAUUAUGAUAAAGGUAACUGGGGUGUUGCUGAGCCAAAUAUUGACAUGAAAGCCGAAGCUUUCAUUGCCAAGUACAAGAAACGUGUUUCAGAAUCUGCACUCUAUCAACUUGACCCUGCUGCUGAUAACGCAUAAUUUCAAACCAUAUGUAUAUUUCUUUAAUGCUCUAGAUUGUAGUUUAUAGAUUAAUAUUGCUUUGAACUGAUUUAAUAUAUGUUAAUAAAUAACAACGAUGUAUGAUUAAAUUAUUCUAUUCAGCUACUGGUUUAGUUGUUCA
This is a messenger RNA of Vigna angularis (adzuki bean), 850 nucleotides long. RefSeq lists its product as uncharacterized. Bases 223 to 708 code for a protein of 161 amino acids. Lineage: Eukaryota; Viridiplantae; Streptophyta; Magnoliopsida; Fabales; Fabaceae. The record is from RefSeq and is a predicted model, not a curated record. The transcript has a single exon.